Caenorhabditis sp. 36 PRJEB53466 is the source of this 624-nucleotide messenger RNA. NCBI's taxonomy places the organism in Eukaryota, Metazoa, Nematoda, Chromadorea, Rhabditida, Rhabditidae. The record is from the annotation of a GenBank genome assembly.
AUGGACGUCGACGUGGAAGAGGCGGCGAUGGAGCAAGUGGCGGCUCUACUGCAGCGUCCCGAUGCUCCGCACCGGAGUCCAGGGCCAACUCGAGGGGAUUCGAACGGCGAUCGCCCAUCUGCAGACCGCCUCCGAGAAUAUCACCGCCAUUGCGCAGGGGUAGCGUUUUUUUGUCCUAAAAUCAGGUAUUUUAGUGCGUCUCUACCAAAAAACCACACAAUUUUACUGUUUUUCGAAACAAAUUGGCAACGCGCUCAAAUUCCCAUUUUGGCCAUAGAAAACGACUAGUUCUGACCAAAAAUUCCAAAAUCAGACAGUUUCAAGCUUUCGAGUCAAUAAAACUGUGGCAUAGAACCCGACAACGUGACAAACUCUUGCAGAGUCGAGGACGUUCGCAAACGGCUCAAACCGUUUCCGGCGCUGAAAAAGAAGCUCCGUGAGCUGCGCGACGCGAACGCCCGUCACGGACAAUACGCGGCGGCGAUGGAGAAUCUGAAGCACAUCUUCAAUCUACAGACGCCGCUUCAGGAGAUCCGCAACGCGCUCGAGGACGAGAAGAGCGGCGCGAAACUGUUGUUGGCGCACAGAAAUACCGAGCACCGAGAAGGAGUAGAAUGUAAGUAA